Amoebophrya sp. A25 is the source of this 354-nucleotide messenger RNA. The record is from the annotation of a GenBank genome assembly. NCBI's taxonomy places the organism in Eukaryota, Dinophyceae, Syndiniales, Amoebophryaceae.
AUACAUCAGCUGAGACCAAAGGCAUAGAAUGUGUGGAGAUGUGUGCGUCCUGCAAAAGUGACAUCUCACGCAGGUGGACAAGUGCUGUCUUCGCCGAAGAAACUACCUUUUUUCUGGCUGCUUGCUAUGCCGGAAAUUGCCUAGCUGUAAAUGCGAUACUGGCACACUCUGCUACCUUCGAUAGGCGAGACGAAAAUGAGGUUGUCGAUCAUGACCACACAGGCGCGAGGCUAGCCUAUAAUCAGCAGAGCCCUGAGCAAGACGAACACACCUCUCUGACUAGCCGACAGCCUUGCAUUUGGCAGAAGGAUCGUCUGGGGCGCACUCCACUAAUGCUUGCGUGUUGCACACCCG